GCGCCCACUCAAGGGCCGCGGCGAGGAGGCUGGCGACCAGGCUGCUGCUUCCCCCUCGCCCCCUGCUCGGUCUGUGCCUUGGUCGCGCGCGCGCGCUGCGGCUUUUUCCCUCACGGGGCGGGCGGCUCAGCUGCCGCGUCGCCUCUUCUGCUUCAGGGGAGGAGGAUGGUCGUGCUGCCGCCGGCUUCUGAGCCCUGCGGCCCUCCUCCUGUCGCGCCGGGUAAGCUCCGCUACGCGGGGGAUUGAGAAUGUGCUAACAACAAUGCUAGGAUUACAAUGGGAAGUGUUACACUUCGCUAUUUCUGCUAUGGCUGCCUCUUCACAUCUGUGACCUGGACACUUCUUCUCUUUAUUUAUUUCAACUUCAGUGAAGAGACCCAGUCUUUCAAGAAUGUGCCCAUCAAGGGGCUGGAACCUCAGAAGCCAUUUCCCAAAAAAUUCUAUCCCCGUUUCAUCCGUGGACCAGUACACAUGCCCGAAUCUCAGCAUAAAGACAGCAAGAUCAGGAAUUCUUUAGGAAAUGUUGUGCAGGAUCCCAUCAAGGAUGACACUGAACUUUCUCCUGAAAUGGGCAUGAUUUUCAAUGAACGAGACCAGGAAGUGAGAGACUUGGGCUAUCAAAAGCAUGCCUUCAAUAUGCUCAUCAGUAAUCGUUUGGGUUAUCACAGAGAGGUGCCAGACACAAGGGAUACAAAGUGUAAGGAAAAGAGUUAUCCUCCUGAUUUGCCAUAUGCUAGCAUUAUAAUCUGUUUCUAUAAUGAAGCGUUCUCUGCCUUGCUUCGGACGGUGCAUAGUGUUCUGGACCGCACUCCAGCAUAUCUUCUCCAUGAAAUUAUCCUGGUAGAUGACAAUAGUGAAUUAGCUGACCUAAAAGAAGACCUGGAUGUUUAUAUAACAAAAAGCCUUCCAAACAACAUAAAACUGGUAAGGAAUGAGAAGCGAGAAGGACUGAUUCGAGGGAGAAUGGUUGGAGCCUCUCACGCUACAGGAAAGGUACUUGUGUUCUUGGACAGCCACUGUGAGGUGAAUGAGAUGUGGCUGCAACCUUUGUUGACACCCAUCCGGGAAUCACGCAGAACAGUGGUUUGUCCUGUCAUUGACAUAAUAAGCGCUGACACACUUACCUACAGCUCUUCCCCAGUUGUCCGUGGAGGGUUCAACUGGGGCCUGCACUUUAAAUGGGAUCUUGUUCCUUUGUCAGAACUGGAGGGCCCCGAGGGAGCCACUGCUCCAAUCAAGUCACCUACAAUGGCAGGAGGCUUGUUUGCUAUGGACAGAGAAUUUUUCAAUGAACUUGGACAAUAUGAUAGUGGCAUGGACAUCUGGGGAGGUGAAAACCUGGAAAUCUCAUUUCGGAUCUGGAUGUGUGGGGGCAAACUUCUCAUCAUCCCAUGCUCCAGGGUAGGACACAUUUUCCGUAAAAGACGUCCUUAUGGCUCACCAGGAGGGCAGGACACCAUGGCACACAACUCUCUACGGCUAGCACAUGUGUGGAUGGAUGAAUACAAGGAACAGUAUUUCGCCCUACGACCAGAAUUAAGGACUAGGAACUAUGGAAAUAUUACUCACCGUGUUGUGUUGAGAAAAAAGCUGAACUGCAAUUCAUUCAAGUGGUACUUGGAUCACAUAUAUCCAGAGAUGCAAAUUUCUGGGUCCAAUGCCAAAGUGCAGCCUCCAGUCUUUUUCAACAGAGGGCAAAAGCGACCAAAAACACUACAGCGUGGAAGGUUGUAUCACCUCCAGACAAAUAAAUGCCUGGUUGCCCAGGGUCACCCAAGUCAGAAAGGAGGACUCGUUGUGGUCAGGGAGUGUGACUACAGUGAUCAAAACCAGGCAUGGCUUUACAAUGAAGAUCAUGAAUUGAUCUUAAACAACCUCCUGUGCUUGGAUGUGUCUGAAACUCACACCUCUGAUCCACCACGCCUUAUGAAAUGCCAUGGAUCAGGAGGAUCGCAGCAAUGGCUGUUUGGGAAGAACCACCGACUUUAUCAGGUGUCUGUUGGGCAAUGCAUGAAAGUUAUUGACCCACUUAGCCUCAAAGGAUAUGUAACUAUGGCCAUUUGUGAUGGUUCCCCCUCUCAGCAGUGGCGUUUGGAUGGCUGAGUGAUAGAAUAAGGUCUGUUUCCUUACCAGCCACCCAAGCUGAAAUUUGGAGUCCCUGCAAUCUUAGAGCUGCUGUAUCUGAUAUGGAACAUUUUAAAGGAAAAUAUCUGUACUGGCAGGUCUGGAAAGGUAUCAGUGGACUGACUAUUCAGAUGGGAACAGAAGCUAUGGCAACCUCACUGCAAUAGACUAACAAUUUCUUCGAGUUCCUUGGUGUAAGAAGAUAUGCUAGAUAAUAAACACAGUUAAUUUAAUGAAUAAAUUUAUCUCCAGAUUUAUCUAUUUGGAACUUUUCCAAUUGUCAGAAGAGAGAAGAUUAUCCUUUUCUGCCAGUAUUUCUUGCACAAGUAUCAUGGUACUACACUUACUCAUUUGUGUUUUAGUAGCUGAAUUAUUUUAACUGAUCUGGAAAAAGAAUGUUCCAUCUUAAUUAUUUGUGUAUUUAAAUUUUAGUUCAUUAAACUUUAGUAUACCAUAUAUAA
Hemicordylus capensis (graceful crag lizard) is the source of this 2585-nucleotide messenger RNA. RefSeq names its product polypeptide N-acetylgalactosaminyltransferase 11 (gene GALNT11). The transcript has 12 exons. Gene Ontology annotation, biological process: regulation of Notch signaling pathway. NCBI's taxonomy places the organism in Eukaryota, Metazoa, Chordata, Lepidosauria, Squamata, Cordylidae. The coding region runs from base 277 to 2103 and encodes 608 amino acids. Gene Ontology annotation, cellular component: Golgi apparatus. The record is from RefSeq and is a predicted model, not a curated record. Gene Ontology annotation, molecular function: Notch binding.